AUGGACAGUGAACAGGAAAUCACAUGGAGGAAUAGGGUCCUCUGCACCUGCGUCACCAUCUCAAUUCUCAACAGCCAGCUCAGAGCGGAGAAAAAGCGAGUUCAAGAACUACUUUCUCCCUUUUCCAUUCCUUGUUUGUUUCUUUACCAGGUUGCAACCACGGAGUUCCAUAAUCAAGAACCCGAUCAAGGCCCUUCCCUUAGAAAGACGGGAAGGGGCAAGAUUGAAAUCAAAAGAAUCGAAAACACAACUAAUAGACAAGUCACCUUCUGCAAGCGUCGUAAUGGUUUGCUUAAGAAAGCUUAUGAAUUAUCUGUUCUUUGUGAUGCUGAAAUCGCUCUCAUAGUCUUCUCUACCCGUGGCCGUCUCUACGAGUAUGCUAAUAACAGUGUUAGAGGAACAAUUGAAAGGUACAAGAAAGCCAAUGCAGACUCCUCAAACCCAGCAUCUGCUUCUGAAGUUAACACUCAGUUCUAUCAACAAGAAUCCUCCAAGCUACGCAGGCAAAUACGGGAAAUUCAAAACUUGAACAGGCAUAUUCUGGGUGAGGCACUUAGCACUUUGACCUUGAAGGAACUCAAGAACCUGGAAGGCAGAUUGGAGAAAGGAAUCAGCAAAGUUAGAUCCAAAAAGAAUGAAAUGCUGUUUGCUGAAAUUGAGUACAUGCAGAAAAGGGAGAUUGAGCUGCAAAAUGACAAUAUGUUCCUGCGUGCAAAGAUAGCUGAAAAUGAAAGAGAACAGCAGCAGCAAACGAAUAUAAUGGCUGGAGGUUCUGUGUACGGAUCUGCACCUUCGCAGCAAUAUGACAGGAACUUCUUCCCUGUAAACCUCCUGGAACCCAAUAACCACUAUUCUCGCCCAGAUCACACUGCGCUUCAACUUGUGUAAUGAGUAGGCGAUGGAGCUCAGCGUCUGCUGCUCCUGCCUAAUUUGCUGGCUACUACUUGCGUAGUUGGUCAAGCCAGAUCCAUAGCUGCUUCAUUCUGCAAUUAUUUACAGUUUAAUGUGAUAAGACUUUGAAUGUUAAUAUUAAGAUAAGAAGAUGAUAUACUAGUAUGAUGAACGUACGUACCUAGUUAAUUUCUAAAGCAAUUAUAAGGGCGUCUUGCCCACCAUAUCUUAUGCCUCUUAAUUCAAAAAUGUCUUUCU
This is a messenger RNA of Manihot esculenta (cassava), 1149 nucleotides long. RefSeq names its product agamous-like MADS-box protein MADS1. Gene Ontology annotation, cellular component: nucleus. The transcript has 10 exons. Gene Ontology annotation, molecular function: DNA-binding transcription factor activity, RNA polymerase II-specific; protein dimerization activity; RNA polymerase II cis-regulatory region sequence-specific DNA binding. NCBI's taxonomy places the organism in Eukaryota, Viridiplantae, Streptophyta, Magnoliopsida, Malpighiales, Euphorbiaceae. Gene Ontology annotation, biological process: positive regulation of transcription by RNA polymerase II. Bases 1 to 888 code for a protein of 295 amino acids. The record is from RefSeq and is a predicted model, not a curated record.